This is a messenger RNA of Hansenula ciferrii, 246 nucleotides long. RefSeq lists its product as uncharacterized. The coding region runs from base 1 to 246 and encodes 81 amino acids. The record is from RefSeq and is a predicted model, not a curated record. The transcript has a single exon. Lineage: Eukaryota; Fungi; Ascomycota; Saccharomycetes; Phaffomycetales; Wickerhamomycetaceae.
AUGAGUGAACAGAAUCAACAGAAUCAACAAAAUCAACAGAAUCAACAAGAUCAAAGUCAAAAGGAUCCUUUGGAUAAUGAAGAAAUCCAUGUUUUAUUAGGAAACAAACAAGUCAAACUCAACUCAAUAAACAAACCACACGCAGUGAAUCCAGUGCAACAUCACCAACACCAUCAACAACCAGGAAAGAACCCGUUGAUCAACAACUCAGGACACAGACCGACACUGGACGAUACAAAGAAGUGA